UUCAGUUGCCAGUGAGUAUUUUGUUACGUACGUCGCGUCGGUUUCUCGCAGGCUAUAUAAGAUGGUGUUAGGGCAUCGUUCGUCCGCUUCAGAGAAAAAUCUCCAAGUUCGCGACUCUUCGUUGCAGGGCCGGAACCUUUUGAGAAUUUGGCAAGAUGGAGAAAAAGUGGGGACGAGGUGAAUUCUGGGGCCUGAACUCUGACUAUGACCCAGAUUGGGUUCUGACGGACAAGCAGAAGAAACUGAGGGACGAAAUUAUAGAGCUAUGCAGAGUCAAAAUAAGACCCCACGCUAUUUACUGUGACCGCACCUACACUUACCCCCGGGAGUCCCUCAAUGCAAUGGCUGAGCUUGGCCUUCUGGGCUUAAUUAUACCGAAGGAAUUUGGGGGCCUUGGCGAGAACCAUGUUUGCUGUGCCAUGGUGUGUGAAACAAUCGCCCGAUAUGGAUGCCCCUCUACUGCCAUGGUUUACACUAUGCAUAUCGGAGCCGUAGCAACCCUCCUUUUCCGGUACCACAACAACCCGAAGGUGCAAGAACUCCUGCCAAGAAUCAACAAGGAAAAACUGAUUGGAACGCUGUCCUAUUCGGAUCCCGCAACAGGUGGCCACUACUGGUACCCUCUGUCGUCCAAAGUGAAGUGUCUCGACGACAACAACAUCCAGCUCCUGAAAUACGGAUCGUGGGCCACCAGCGCUGGCUUCGCCGACUGGUACACCGUCCAGACAAUCAGCCCCAACUUUGAAGGCGACUACUCCAACCUCUCUUGCUUCCUUGUUUACAAGGACGAAAUGCGUGCCAACACAGACGACUGGAAAGCUCUGGGCAUGCAUGGAAACAUGUCGGGUCCCCUGGUCAUUGAGGGAAAGUUCAAUCUAGACAGGAUGGUCGGUCCUCCCGGAGAUGGGCGGUUGAGUAAUGACGAAUGCGAAGAUCCAUACUUUCUGCUGUGCACUGCUUCUGUCUGGAAUGGAAUAGCCCUCUCAGCCAUGGACAUCGCAAAGAAACACGUCACAAGGAAAGCCCACGCCGAUGUUGGAAUGAGAGUGUGUGAUUAUCCUACAAUCCAGGAUUACUUCGGAGACAGCCUCAGUAUGACGAAUUCCUCGAGGGGUCUCGUGUUCCUCACAGCUUCCGCCAUGGAUAAAGCAACCAAUAACAACGACUGGUCAGGUCACUCUGACCUUACCUGGGCACCAAGGAGCCUGUUACUGCACUGGCUGUGGCAGAACAAGUAUGUGGCUGCCAAAAACGUCUGCAAGGUAUCGGACACUAUGCUACACGCCUGCGGUGGAACCGGUUACAAGCUCGAACUCGGACUCGAACGCGUCCUGCGAGAUGGAAAAGCCGGAUGUGUGAUGGGUCCUUCCAACGAAGUCCUACGACAGUUUGUGGGAAAGACGUGUCUUAUGGGAAUGGAAGUGCUUGACUACUGGGACCAGGUUCCCAACGAACGUGUCAUCCAUCACGAGAUGAAGAAGAUGACUUUGCUGGAGAAGAAAGAGUUGGCCAAGAAUCUCAUGAAGGACAUAGAUGCGGAAGAGAAAGGAGGGGACUUGAAUCAUCCCUUCCAGGAUACUGACUUUGCAAACCCCUUCAACACGUGUCCCCCAGCUGUGAAUGACAAGGUUAUCAAAACCCCAGAUGGCAUCAGCCAUGGUGCAGCACUGAAACCUGAUUCUUGGAUUCCAUUGGUAUUGAGGUCUCAGACUGAUAUCAGUGACAAGAUGGCGGCCUUCGUCUUUGACCUGCCGAAACCAACAGACCACACAGGAUGCCUCCCUGGCCAGUUUGUUGAGGUGAGAGUGAAAGUCAAAGGGAAGGACCAGACUCGUUACUUCUCUCCAGUCUCACGUCCCGACGAUUUCGGCAAAAUCGAACUCAUUCUCCGAUUCGAAACUCAGGGCUUACUGUCACAGUACUUCAAGGUACUCAAGCCAGGUGACAAGGUCGAAUUCCGAGGACCAUGCGGAGGCUUCGAGUACGAGCCCAACAAACUCCCCCACCUCUUUCUGCUUGCUUCUGGUGGAGGAAUAACUCCAGGAAUGCAGCUCAUAAGACACAUCAUGAACAACCCCAGCGAUAAAACCAGAAUUAAGCUUCUCUACUUCUCUGAGGGCUACCAGGAAAUUCUCUACCGCGAAGAGCUUGACGCCUAUGCAGCCAAAGACAAGAGGCUCCAGCUGGUCUACACUUUGGCCGAAGCUCCCGAGAACUGGGAAGGAGAGGAGGGAUUUAUUGACACAGGCCUGAUUCGAAAUCACUUCAUUCAGCCUAAUGGGGAUAGUUAUAAGAUUGUCAUGUGCGGAGGACCUACCAUGACCAUCGGCUGCCUGCAUUCGCUCAAGUCCCUGGGAUUCCCUUCAGAAUCUAUCUUCAUCUACGGACAGUUCGGGACGGAGCAGGUUAAGGCCGUCUAUGGGAGGCACGUGAACCUGUCCGGCCACAGAUGUGACAAUUCCGUCUAAAAGGAAGUUUUGCUUCGAUAGAAUCAUCGACCAAUCUUUUUUUUUUUUAGCACAAAAUGGCUAGCAUAGAUUAAAUUGUCCCUUGCUCUUUACGAGCAGUUAAUUUUUCAAAGCCAGAAAUGGCCGGCACACGUCGCAUGAGCGCAAGAGAGAACGAGCGAGAGAAAUAAUGAAUUUGUACUACUAACUUACGGCGUUUAACCAAAAGGAUAAUUAAAAUGUGCAUAUCAAAGAGGUAAUCAUAUUCUCUAAUAAAUAACUAUGUUACAAAAUGCAGAAAUAUACAAAAAUUUAUUUUUUCUUUUAUGCAACUCUGGUCUGCGACUCAUCUCGAGUUAAUGAUCCUAAUGUAUUUUACUGGAUACCAAGGAACUCAUGAGAAAUAUUUUUAGAUGCCAGUUUUCCUAUAAAUAUAUUUCUUUCCUCAGUUAAAUGUAGAUAAAAAAUAUCUUUACUCUCCAUCUUGACUUAAGUUAGUUACAGAUAUAUAUCUAGCUUAGCAUCGUGCCAUUAAUAAAUAUUUACCUUAGCAUUUAUCACAUAAACUAUAAAGGUAUUUGAAUUAAGAGGAUUUAUUGUAAUGAGUCGUUUUUGCAAUAAAUUUGAUCUUUGUUGA
Macrobrachium nipponense is the source of this 3084-nucleotide messenger RNA. RefSeq lists its product as uncharacterized. Gene Ontology annotation, molecular function: oxidoreductase activity, acting on the CH-CH group of donors; flavin adenine dinucleotide binding. The record is from RefSeq and is a predicted model, not a curated record. The transcript has 16 exons. The coding region runs from base 156 to 2468 and encodes 770 amino acids. NCBI's taxonomy places the organism in Eukaryota, Metazoa, Arthropoda, Malacostraca, Decapoda, Palaemonidae.